Molecule: messenger RNA, 884 nt
Organism: Panicum virgatum (switchgrass)
Lineage: Eukaryota; Viridiplantae; Streptophyta; Magnoliopsida; Poales; Poaceae
Product: cytokinin hydroxylase-like
Exons: 2
Coding region: 129-419 (96 amino acids)
Molecular function (GO): oxidoreductase activity, acting on paired donors, with incorporation or reduction of molecular oxygen; iron ion binding; heme binding
Source: RefSeq, a predicted model, not a curated record
CCCACCCCCCUCUCCACGCACGCACUCCCACAGUCCAAGCCGCCGCCGCCUUGCCCCAUGGAUUCCUUGCUUAUCGCUCCCCCUCUCCGAGAGAACGCAACUCCCGCCGACUGUACCCGCCGCCGCCGAUGGUGUUCGAGGACAUCCGGCUCGCCGUCGGCCUGCACCUGUCGGCCGGCCUUUUGGUAGGGAUCCCGAUGCUCGCCAUCCACCACUACGAGUUCAAGCCGGAGUGCUUCGCGGCGGGCCGGCAUCCGGCCUUGCUACCGUUCGCGUCGGGCCCGUGCAAUUGCGUCGGCCAGGUGCACGCGCUCGUCGAGGCCAAGAUGGUGCUCGCCAUGAUGCUGCAGCACUUCCGGCUCUCCCUCCCUGGCUCCCUCCCAGUGCCGGCAGUGCGGCAGAUAAGAAGGUGGCCUUAAUUAUGGGUAUCUUAAAGUUAUAGAGGCGCUUGCUUCGAGACAGAAUUGUGAGGUAGUAUGUAUGAUAAAUCAUGUUGGCUCAAUUGAUGUACAAAACUGCUAGUUCAAUAGUUAACAACUCACUGUAUGUUCGAAUUCCAACUCAGCUAGCUUAGAUUGUCCAAUUACAAAUGUAACUAGGAAUACCUUCUUUGACUUGUAGGAUGGAGAAGUUGCAGACUGUACUACUGCUGCCCGAAUUGGAUUUUUUAUUUGGAUUGGUCACUGGAACUGCCGAACUGGAAAUGUAUGUAGCUGCGGCGUGCAGUGUGUCAAAUUCUACCAUUCUCGAACUCUUUUUGAUGUGUGUAUUUGCUAGUGUGUAUGGGGUGCAUCUACUUGUUUGCAUAUAAGUUAUGCAUAGUUGUAAUUAUUUCAUCGAGCUAAAUCUUUGAAGUGGUAACAUGUGUGGUGUUUCUGUUUUGA